UCCUGUGUGCUCUUCAUUAUUUAUAAGAGGACUAGAGCCUAAGGAAGGUUACAGAGUUUGAAACGCAUUCAUUCUUUAGCGGUUUUGGCUCGUACGGAGCAUUUGGCGAAAUGGGUUCUCUGAUGGCAGGUUGGGAUUCGCCGUUCGUGGAUCCUGAAAGAGUUAAUUAUGAAAGAAACAAGUCCUUCACCAGAGAGGAGAUAGAGACUUUCUGGAAGCAGAGAAAGGCAGAACAUGAAGCAUACUGUAAGGAGGAAAACGAUCACCAGGAACAAGAAACCAUAACUGAUCAGGAAAAUUUAGUAAACGAUCAGGAAAAAAUAGACAAGAAAGAUGACUGGUGGACGAGAAGCAGCUGGGCUUACCUGAAUGAACCUCCAGAGGAUGAUACUAAUUACAGAUCUUUCAAUUACGUGGCCCAGUUUCAUGUUGCAGAGAUGGCAAAUAAAAAGAGCUUGUGUGCUAAUUGAUUUUCAGGAGGAAGAUAGUUUGGUGUAAAUAUGUAUAUAAUGCUGGGGUAUGUAGUAAGAAUAUGUUUCUAGUAUCAAUAAACAUGUAAGCAAGUUUGUUGCGGACAUAAUACUUAAUACAUAUCACGUUCUGUUUCUGUUUUCUUAA
Messenger RNA from Nymphaea colorata (pocket water lily), 618 nucleotides. RefSeq lists its product as uncharacterized. The transcript has 4 exons. The coding region runs from base 111 to 470 and encodes 119 amino acids. NCBI's taxonomy places the organism in Eukaryota, Viridiplantae, Streptophyta, Magnoliopsida, Nymphaeales, Nymphaeaceae. The record is from RefSeq and is a predicted model, not a curated record.